AUGUUAAAACAUAUUGUUCAUUCUUAUCAUGGAAAACUUCAUACAUUUGAUGAUUUUUAUCGUAAUGAUUCAAAUCCAAUAAAAUCUCGUUCAUCAUCUAAUGAAUUAACAUCAACAAAUAAUUGUUCAUCAUCAUCUCCAACAUCUCCAUGUUCUCCAAAUAGUCCUCCAUAUACAUUUUAUAAUGUUUUUUCUGAUUUUAAAUUCUCAACAACACCAGAUGUUGUACCUGAAGAAGAUGAAACUGAAGAUGAUAAUGAAAUAAUUGAACAAGAAUUCAAUUCUAUACCAGCUGUUUUUUAUCUUGAAGAUGAACAACAUAAUCAACCUCAAAUAUCAUCUUCAUCUUCUAAUCGAUCUUCAUCAAUUCUUAGUCGUUUUCGACAUUCAAAUAAUAAUAAUAAUAAUAAUCAUCUUAUGGUUAAACAAAAUUCAGUUAAUGAAAAUCAAAUGAAUUUAACAAAAUUACGUAAAAAUGAUUUUAUUGAUUUAUCAAUAAAUAAACAUCGUUUUCUUAAACGUUCAGAAACAAUAACUCAUACAAAUCGUUUAAUAGAUAAAAAAUUAUCUGCUAAUGAUGAGUUUCCAGAUUUAUCAUUUUCACCAACAAAUGAUGUUGUUAAAAAACAUCGUUCAUUUGUUUCAUUAUUGAAUUAUUUUCAUCAUAAUCAUCAUCAAAAUUUAUCAACAAAAAAUUCUGAUAAAUCAAAUUUGGAAAAUUUUAAUUUAAAUAAUAAUGAAUUUUCACGUCCAAAAAUUAUUAAACAAAAAACUUUGCCAUUAAAUAAUGAAGUCUAUACACCGGUGAAUAAAUCUCCUCCAAAACAAAUUUUACCAAAACUUGCAUCUCUAUUUCAUCGUCCAUCAUUUGAACAGCAUAAAUAUCGUGUAGGAAAUUUAAAAGCUCGUCUUCAUCAUAGAAGACAUUCACCACCAUUAACAAAUAAUGCACUUAAAUUUCAAUGUCAAGAUUCUAAUGAACUUAUAAAAGCAAUAAAACGAUCAGAAGGUCAACAAUAUCAUGAUAAUGAUAAUAUUCCUUGUCAACGUCCUGUUAAACCAGUAAUUAUGAAACGUGUUCAUACAUGGCAUAAUGCAUUUGAUUUACGACCAAUUGAUCAUUUAAAAGAAUUUAUUUGUGACUCAUCAUCUUCAUCUGAUGAAGAACAUCCAUUAGAAUUUUAUCCAAAAGUAAAUCGAUUAAUUGAUAAUGAUUUAUCAUGGCGAAAGGUUGAUGAUGAUUAUGCAUCAGAUGAAUCUAGUCAAUCAUCUUCAUCUUCAUCAGAAAAUGAUAGUCGAUUAACAAAAAAGAAAAAAGAUCGACAAAUAUCUGUAAAUUUUCUUGAAUCACUUUCAAAAUACGUACCUAUAGAAGAUAAACAUAUUGAUGCUAAACAAUAUUUUACUCGAUCAGGAUUUAAAAAUAAAAAAAAACGAGAAGAAUUAGCACAGAAACUUUUUUCAAUAUUUGAUCAAGAUGUUUUUUCUGCAAAAUUUUCGGACAAAGUAACAGUUGUUUGGAGUGGUCGUUUAACAUCAACAGCCGGUCAUUGUACGACUCGACAUUCUACUCAAACAGCUAUUAUCACACUUUCAAAUAAAGUUUGUGAUUCACCUGAACGUUGUCGCGAUACACUUUUACAUGAAAUGUGUCAUGCAGCUGUAUCAUUAAUUGAUGGUGUUAUGGAUGAAGGUCAUGGUCCAUUAUGGCGUAAAUGGACACGUCAUGCUGAACGAUGUUAUCCUUACUUACCUGCAAUUUCAGUUAAACAUACUUAUGAUAUUACUUAUAAAUUUGUUUAUCGAUGCAUUCAAUGUCAAUACGAAGUUUAUCGCCAUUCAAAAUCACUCGAUAUUGAAAUUGAUUUUUGUGGAAAAUGUAAGGGAAAAUUUCAAUUAUUAUUAAAUAAUAAUCAAACAAAUGAAGUUCAAACACCAAAGAAAACAUUAAAUCGAUAUAAUUUAUUUAUAAAAGAACAUUUUCAAACAAUGAAACAAGCUCAACCUCAUUUAUCAACACCACAAUUAAUGAAACAUUUAAGUCAAGAAUAUAAAAAGAAAAUACAACAACAAAAUGAUAUUGAUUUACCUGACUUAGAACAGUUAAAAAUUUAA
Messenger RNA from Rotaria sp. Silwood2, 2115 nucleotides. The record is from the annotation of a GenBank genome assembly. Lineage: Eukaryota; Metazoa; Rotifera; Eurotatoria; Philodinida; Philodinidae.